AUGGCUACGCAACACCCGACACCAUUCGCCCGAGAAUCAUGUCACGAGGCUGAUCCACCAUUGCUGGUCGCCUGGAGUACCGUGCCGAGUAUGAGAAUGCCGACGCCAGAAAGAGCUGCGUAUCGACGACCGAGCCAAUCGCUGAGGGGAUGCGAGACGAAGAUAUAUCUGUCAGCAUGGUUCUGGGCAUCGACGCACCCGAUUAUUGAGGUCUCGUCAAGCGAAAUGCCUCACUCGACUGCCCCUCAGCGCGACGUCUGCAGCAUCAUGGCCGUCGCAAGACGCAGUAGGAUAUAUAUGAAGCGCAUGUGGUCUUACCCCCAUACUGAAGCGCCAAUGCCGAAGAAGAAGCACAAAAAGUACAACCUCCGUGCGGCCAGUACCGCGGGGCUCUUGAAGUUGGCCAUUGAGUAG
This is a messenger RNA of Verticillium alfalfae VaMs.102, 414 nucleotides long. RefSeq lists its product with no specific name. The record is from RefSeq and is a predicted model, not a curated record. The coding region runs from base 1 to 414 and encodes 137 amino acids. NCBI's taxonomy places the organism in Eukaryota, Fungi, Ascomycota, Sordariomycetes, Glomerellales, Plectosphaerellaceae. The transcript has 2 exons.